UAGGGCUCGUUUCCCUGUAGGAGCUCUGUAUUGCUGGAGAAGGAGCAAAAGUGCCCUAAUCCUUUUAGGAUUAAUUUAUUCAAAAGAAAUAACAGAAAAAUACUGAACAUGCAAAAAGAAAAUGAAGGAAAACCACAGAACAUGCCAAAGGUGGAGGCACACUGCCCUUCAGAAGAUGUACCACAGGAGGCAGAGGGAAAUCCUCAGCCUUCUGAAGGUAUAAGCCAGGAAACAGGAAGCCUUAGAGGAGGGCUGACCCAUCCUGGCCUGGGGUUGAAAGAGGACACUCCCAUGAGGCAUUUGGACCUGGAAGAAACAAUAAGAGGCGUAGAUGAGUGGGAAAGGCUUAAGAAAGAGAUAAGAAGAGUAAGAAACAAGCUUGCGAUGAUGCAUUGGAAGCAAAGACAUUCAUGCAGCUGUUCUUAUCCUGUGUGUUCUAGACCGUAA
Molecule: messenger RNA, 447 nt
Organism: Leopardus geoffroyi (Geoffroy's cat)
Lineage: Eukaryota; Metazoa; Chordata; Mammalia; Carnivora; Felidae
Product: transcription elongation factor A protein-like 8
Exons: 1
Coding region: 109-447 (112 amino acids)
Source: RefSeq, a predicted model, not a curated record